Messenger RNA from Haliotis rufescens (red abalone), 1765 nucleotides. RefSeq lists its product as uncharacterized. The transcript has 2 exons. The record is from RefSeq and is a predicted model, not a curated record. Bases 82 to 1527 code for a protein of 481 amino acids. Lineage: Eukaryota; Metazoa; Mollusca; Gastropoda; Lepetellida; Haliotidae.
UCUCAGGUUCAAAAUGCAAGAACAGGAUUGGAUGUACAUCGUCGGAGAUGGGAUCCAAAAGUCAUUACGAUCUGCCUAUCUAUGUAUUGUAAAUCUCCUAAGGCUUAUAGCGACUUCAAAGGAAGUGGCGUCCUUGUCCUACCAUCCCAGCGCCUUCUUCAAUAUUACAAGAAUUCUGUCAAGCAGUCUCCAGGAAUUAAUGAGGAGCAUCUUACCUGGAUGGAAGAAGAAGCCAAGAAGAAUGGAAUAGAGGGUUUUGGUCGUCAUGGUGGUUUGCUCCUGGACGAAAUGCAAAUUCAAGAUGAUCUGCAGAUUGUCCGUCGUGGGAGUGACUGGUCCCUUGUUGGUGCAGUUGAUGUCGGGCCAUUAUGUAACAACAUAAACAUCCUCAUCAAGAAGAAAAAGAGUGUACAAAUGGCAACACAUGUCCUGCAAUUUGUAUUUCAUGGCUUGUAUGGCUUUAGAUGGCCAGUAGCUUAUUUUGGUACCAACCCAGGGUUGUCACAUCAAAUAUACUUCAACUUUUGGAAGAUUGUAGAGGCCUUGGGUGAUCACGACUUCAUCGUUGAUUAUGUCAUGCUGGAUGGAGCUUCCACUAAUAGGGCAUUUCAGACCAUGCUUCUUGGUACCAAACCAUCACUGUUACGACAAGACCUAUUUCAGACAACGAAUACCUUUGAUCACCACCAAAUAUCCGUGUGUCAAGAUAUAAAACAUGUCUUCAAAAAGCUCAGAAAUGGCCUGGAGUCCAGCAAACUAAACUUCAAGUCUUCAAAAGGACGUUACCUUCUGCUUAACACCGAGCACAUCAUCUGGGAACACUGGGAAGGGGCCUUUAGAUUCAAUGUCCAAAAUGGACUACGGGUACAUUAUAAACUAACCACAGAACAUAUUGAACUAACAGCAGCCAACAAGAUGCGGAAUAAGUUAGCUACAGAUGUACUGGACAAGAACAUGCUGUACCUGAUGCAGUUGUAUCAGAGGUCUCUUCCUGAUGGUGAUUCUCUUAACAGUACUAUUGAGCUAUUGAAGAUUACCAGCCCCCUUGUGGAUUUGUUUCAUGAUACAACACGGCACGUCAAAAGCCUUCAUGACGAGAGACUAACACAUGUCCGACAAGCCUUAAAGUUCUUCAAUGGGUGGGAAGAUCAGAUUACAAGUUCUACUCAACAUCCAAAUCAGAAACACCUCUUAACAAGAGAGACAAGAGAUGACUUUAACUCCUCCUUGGUUGGCUUCAUAUCUGUGUGUGAAAAUCUGAUACCAAAUGGCGCUACCAUUAAUCCAGGCUAUUUCAAUUCAGACUUGGUGGAGAAUUUCUUUUGCCAACAGCGAGGUGUGUGCCAUGGCUUGAACAAUAAUCCAACCCUGUCUCAAUAUGGCCCUGCUGUGAAUGCUGUCUGUAUAGGCCAAAGUACAGUGUCCAACAAAUGUAACAGUGGAUCAAAAUCACACAUGUUUCGAGCUACAACACCUGGGCCUUUACGGCCGUCUAAGAAGAGAAAAAUGUGCUCAAAGACCAACUGACUCAUUUCAAGCUGAAACUUCAUGCUGCAGUUAUGUAUUGUUCUGAUUUCUGCAUGAAUAAAGACAAUUAUUUACAGAAGCUUCAAGGAAAACGUGCAAAUGCCAUCAGGUUGCAAUGUGAACAAAAAACUGUACCAAUUAUGUGACAAGAUCAGACUGGAAAGGAGAAAUUGUGGUAAAAUUCAGCCAAAAACAUGUUCAAAUUGGCAGAUAUUGCCUGACUUUAAAGCUAAAGUUA